AUGAUCCCCGAAGCAAUUAUUCAGAAUGUUGUAUCUACAGCACAACUACUUGAUAAAAAUGGUAAACUUGAUCUUUAUAAUCUUGCAGCAAGUAUUAACAAUUCUAAAUAUUCUCCUGAACGAUUCUCUGCACUUAUAAUUAGAAUUCAACAACCAAUUAGAUCGACGGCUUUAGUAUUUUCUAACGGAAGAAUUGUAUGUGUUGGAACAAAAUCGGUGAAGGACUCGGAAAUUGCGAUUGGACAUUUUGUUGACAUCAUAUUAUCUGCAAGUUCCUUACCAAUAAGGAUGCGAGGAUUUAAAAUACAAAAUGUUGUAUCCUCAUUUGCUUUUCCUGGGCAUAUUAAUUUACCGGGUAACUUUUUCCUAUCAUAACGAAAUAUUGUUUAAGCCUUAUACG
Meloidogyne enterolobii is the source of this 400-nucleotide messenger RNA. The record is from the annotation of a GenBank genome assembly. Lineage: Eukaryota; Metazoa; Nematoda; Chromadorea; Rhabditida; Meloidogynidae.